AUCUGUAUAACCAAAGAAAGUUUCUUUUCUUGAUUCCAAUGGCUGAUUCUUUGGUUUUGCCGAUGGCUUCCAUUGUUGCCAAUGACCAGUUUUCUUUGUGUUCUCGAAACUGCGGUUUCCCUCCACGUUUACUGACAUCUAAGUGCUUCUCUUCGAGUAAGAACAAGUUGCCCCUGAGUCGGCAAUCGUUCCUCCCGCUCCGCCACCGAGUCGUCCCUAUUCGAGCUCUUGAAUCCGACGUUCCUCGCCCGCUUCACAAGGGAUCAGUGGAUUUUAAGCGUAAAAAAGGCUAUGAGCAAUGGGAUUCCUUGACAUCUACGUUUUCUGGGGCGGCGAAUAUACCAUUUUUAUUGCUUCAGUUGCCUCAGAUCAUCCUCAACGCUCGCAAUCUUCUGAUAGGGAAUAAGACUGCCCUUCUGGCGGUACCAUGGCUGGGAAUGUGCACCGGCUUGUUGGGAAACCUUUCAUUGCUUUCUUACUUUGCCAAGAAAAAGGAAAAGGAGGCAGUUGUGGUGCAAGCACUAGGAGUGGUAUCGACAUAUGUGGUGAUUGCUCAGCUUGCAAUGGCAGAAGCUAUGCCUAUCCCUUAUUUCGUGGCCACUUCUGUUGUUGUGGGUUCUGGACUCGUUUUAAAUUUUUUGAAUUAUUAUGAUAUGCUCAACACUACAAUCUGGCAAUUUUGGGAAGAUUUUAUUACUGUUGGUGGACUUUCCGUGCUUCCCCAGAUAAUGUGGUCCACGUUUGUCCCAUACAUACCCAAUAGCAUCUUGCCAGGGGCAGUAGCAUUUUUUCUAGCCGUAGCAGCUGUUACUAUGAAACAUAUGGGCAGACUUUCGGAAAAAGGUGUCAAAUUUGUGGGAGCUAUUUCCGGAUGGACGGCAACUCUUCUUUUUAUGUGGAUGCCAGUUUCACAAAUGUGGACGAAUUUUCUUAACCCUGAUAAUAUUAAAGGCCUAUCAGCGAUUUCAAUGUUGCUUGCUAUGAUUGGAAAUGGACUUAUGAUCCCACGUGCACUAUUUAUUCGCGAUUUUAUGUGGUUCACUGGUUCUGCUUGGGCAACUCUCUUCUAUGGUUAUGCCAACAUCGUAUGCUUAUACUUUUUCAAUUCUAUCAGCCGGGAAUUCUUCUUUGCUGCAACGGCUGGUUUAAUUUCAUGGCUAGGAAUGGCACUAUGGAGAGACACCGUUGUGCACGGAUACGAAUCACCGCUAAGAACUUUGAAAGAGUUGGUUUUCGGAUCGUAAGCUGAAGCGAGUUGCAAAAUCCGACAGUGGGUUGCUGCAUCAUCAGGAGCCAUGAGGUAUGCUUUUGCUAAGAUCCCAAUCUUUUUUGCAGCCUAAAGAGUUAUCCAAAAUGGAUAGUAGUUUAUGUUUCUAGUUACCAUGGAUUUCAUUUGCAAAG
Hibiscus syriacus is the source of this 1401-nucleotide messenger RNA. RefSeq names its product maltose excess protein 1, chloroplastic-like. Gene Ontology annotation, molecular function: maltose transmembrane transporter activity. NCBI's taxonomy places the organism in Eukaryota, Viridiplantae, Streptophyta, Magnoliopsida, Malvales, Malvaceae. Gene Ontology annotation, cellular component: chloroplast envelope. The transcript is spliced from 9 exons. Bases 39 to 1244 code for a protein of 401 amino acids. The record is from RefSeq and is a predicted model, not a curated record.